GUGUUAGCCGGGGCCAUUUUAGUGUUGCACACAGUUGUUUUGUUUACGAAUGCCGAGAAGCUAGCUUAGCUAGCCAUAAACUCGAAGCUACAACAUAUUUUUUUAAACAACUGGUGCUGAAUUUUCACUGAAAUAAAAUGAAACCUGCAGUGGAUGAGAUGUUUCCUGAAGGAGCUGGCCCCUACGUGGAUCUGGACGAGGCAGGAGGCAGCAGCGGCCUGCUAAUGGACCUGGCAGCCAAUGAAAAAGCAGUUCACUCUGAUUUCUUUAAUGACUUUGAGGAUCUUUUCGAUGACGAUGACCUGCAGUGAACGCCAGUGUGAUCAUGUACAUAGAAAAAGAAAUUGUGAAAAUUGGCUUAUUUUCUUUUAUUUGUACAGCCCCUCCCCCCUCCUUUACAUGUCACUCACCAUCAUACUGAAAUAAAGCCUCUUUUCGCUGUCAUGGUGAA
Seriola dumerili (greater amberjack) is the source of this 451-nucleotide messenger RNA. It is a transcript of the gene cops9, whose product is annotated as COP9 signalosome subunit 9. The transcript is spliced from 3 exons. The coding region runs from base 138 to 311 and encodes 57 amino acids. The record is from RefSeq and is a predicted model, not a curated record. Lineage: Eukaryota; Metazoa; Chordata; Actinopteri; Carangiformes; Carangidae. Gene Ontology annotation, biological process: negative regulation of protein neddylation.